Molecule: messenger RNA, 896 nt
Organism: Owenia fusiformis
Lineage: Eukaryota; Metazoa; Annelida; Polychaeta; Sabellida; Oweniidae
Source: the annotation of a GenBank genome assembly
AUGUUAGUAGAAGUAAAGAGAGAGAGGAACCCAUAUUGCGGAGACUUAUUCACACUAAGGACAGAGCAGGGCAUGUACCCGACAUACGAUGCAAUUAUGAAAACUAUUGACACGAGUGUGCCAAAACCAAAAGUGAGAAAACGUCGUAGCCCAAAAGUAAAGAGAUUGAAUUCAAGUAGAAGUUAUAGUCCUGCAUCUAGUAUUGCUUCAAGUCAAGGAGAAAUGGCCAUCAGCCAAGAGAGUUGCCAUACAGUGCAUGAAUGCUGUGGUUGCAAGAAGAAGAUCCAUGAUCGCUACUUGUUGAAGACAAUGGACGAAUACUGGCACGAAGAUUGCCUCAAAUGUUCAUGUUGCGACUGUCGACUCGGAGAAGUGGGAUCUACGUUAUUCACAAAAGCUAAUCUAAUGCUUUGUAGAAGAGAUUAUUUAAGAUUAUUUGGAUCAACUGGCUAUUGUUCAGCAUGUAACAAGAUGAUUCCAGCAUUUGAAAUGGUAAUGAGGGCCAAAGGGAAUGUGUACCACCUGGAAUGCUUUGCCUGUCAACAGUGUAAUCACAGGUUUUGUGUUGGCGAUAAAUUUUAUUUGUGUGACAAUAAAAUAUUAUGUGAAUAUGACUAUGAGGAACGGAUGGUAUUCGCCAGUAUGUCAUAUAACUAUAAUGCCUUGGCCCAGAUUAAGAGGCAAGCCCAGUGUCUGAGUGAUGAUAUGUCUAGUGGAUAUGGGAGUCCUAGUCCAGGAUCGUUAACAUAGAGGGAGCCAAAUGUAAUUCUAGUUCUUGUGCCCUUUUAAAGAUGGCAGUGCAAUAGGAUCCAGCAGACGACAUUGACAGAGCCUGGGUCAUUGGAUGAAAGAGAAAGCUGCCAAGAAGUCAACAUCUGCAACAAUAUAUGUCCAGU